Molecule: messenger RNA, 2268 nt
Organism: Stegodyphus dumicola
Lineage: Eukaryota; Metazoa; Arthropoda; Arachnida; Araneae; Eresidae
Gene: Uch-L5
Product: ubiquitin carboxy-terminal hydrolase L5
Biological process (GO): protein deubiquitination; ubiquitin-dependent protein catabolic process
Cellular component (GO): cytoplasm
Molecular function (GO): cysteine-type deubiquitinase activity
Source: RefSeq, a predicted model, not a curated record
GUUGCAAAAUUCGACAGUUGUCUAUCAUUUUUUUUCCGUUUGAUUGAUUCGUGUCUGUUGUGGUUUUUAAUUCUAAAAUGUCAGGUAAUCCAGCUGGUGAAUGGUGUUUGAUAGAAAGUGAUCCAGGUGUAUUUACAGAACUUAUUAAAGGAUUUGGUGUGACAGGAGUUCAAGUAGAAGAAUUAUACAGUUUAGAUGCUGAAAGUUUUGAAAAAAUAAAGCCCGUUCAUGGCUUAAUCUUUUUGUUCAAAUGGUUUCAAGGUGAUGAGCCAUCGGGUACCAUUGUGCAAGACAGUCGACUUGAUAAGAUAUUUUUUGCUAAACAGGUCAUCAACAAUGCAUGUGCAACUCAAGCAAUCUUGAGUGUACUAUUAAACUGUAAACAUCCAGAUGUGAAAUUAGGUGAAACCCUCACGUCGUUUAAAGAAUUUUGUCAAACAUUUGAUGCUACAAUGAAAGGCUUAACAUUGAGCAACUCAGAGGUGAUACGAGAAGUUCACAAUAGUUUUGCAAGGCAGCAGAUGUUUGAAUUUGAUUCUCGGCAGCCAAACAAAGAUGAUGAUGUAUUUCACUUCAUUGGCUAUGUACCUAUAGACAAUCGUUUAUAUGAGCUAGAUGGAUUAAAAGAUGGGCCUAUUGAUCUUGGUCCAGUAAAUCCUAAUGGUGAUUGGUUGCAAACUGUUAGGCCUGUUAUUGAAAAAAGAAUACAAAAGUAUAAUGAAGGAGAAAUUCAUUUUAAUUUGAUGGCUUUAAUAUCAGACCGUAAUAUGUUAUACCAGAGACGACUAGAAGAACUUACCAAUCAGUUUAAUGCUGGUGGAAUGGAGGUUGAAGAAACACAAAGUGAAAUAAGCAAAAUCCAUAUGCUACUAGCUGAAGAAGAACAAAAGCAGAAGAGGUAUAAGAUUGAAAAUAUAAGAAGGAAACAUAAUUACUUACCAUUAAUAAUGGAGCUUUUAAAAAUACUUGCUGAAGAAGGGAAAUUAGUUCCUCUAAUAAAUGCUGCAAAACAGAAAGUGGAAGAAAGGAAAAGGAAUGAAAAGAAAAUAAAGCAGGAACAAUGAAAUUCUUAGUUUUUUUUUAUUUUGUCAUAUGCUGUCAAAUGUCAUUCAUUACAUUCAAUUAUAAAUUACUUGAAAGCACAAAAUCAUCGUAUAUUCAGUUUCUGCUCUCAUCUGCAAGCAUAUUUUUAAAGAACAUAAUUUAAACCUUCUGAGUGGCACAGCCUUUUGUACCUGUUCAUGUAUAUCUGUAUUUAAAUAGCAGCAUUUAUUAGCUAAAUUUGUAUAAUUACUAAAGAUCAUAUUUACUCUUAAAGGAAGUAAAAAAACAAAAUAUUUUAAAUUAUAAGCUAAUAUAUAAAAAUGAAGUGGUAAAAAAUCUUACAAUUUAAUAAAAGCAGUCAAGCCACUCAGAUGGUUAAUAUUAGAGAUUUGUUAAUUCUCAAUUGAAUUUCUCAAUGUUUAAGUAUUCAAAAAGAGACUAAACCGAUAAUUCCCCUUUCAUAACAUUCUAGUUUUAGGGGAAAAAAUUUACUUAAGAAUUUUCUCCCUCUUUCAAGCAAAUAAUAAAUCUGAAAGAUUUCUCUUCCUGUAUUUAAUAUAAAUUUUGUUAAUUAUCACUACAGAAUCACUUCAGUUAUUUCUUUAAUUAUUAAAAUGUUGAGAGUAACAAAUUUCUUAAGCUAUAUAAGCAGUAUGCAAUUCUUUCUAUUUACAAAAUGUUAAAGACAAUAUAUACGUACAUCCACAUAAAGCUUGUAUUACAUAUACAUAUAUAUAUAUACAUUGACUAGAAAAAAAUCACAUACAAAAAUGUACAUAGGAAAGUGUUCAAAUUACUUCCACAAGUCACUAAAGGUUAUUCUGCCAUAACGUGCUUUUUAAUUGGUCAUAAUACAUUUAUACAGUAUGCUUUUUAGAAGUGUAGAUGUAUUAAGUAGUAAAGAAGAAUGGUAAAAAUUAUCUUAGUUGCACUAGCAUAACAUUAUAAAAUUAUUUCCUUGAAUGAAUGCAAAAUGAAAGGCUAGGAAUGAGAGGGGAGUAAAGGGAUUUAGAUCUGUACUGUAUUCUGUCAUAAAUAAAAAUACAUCUUUUAUGGGAUAAUUAAGAAGUUUCAAAUUGUGUUGUGUACUACGAAGAGUGUGCUCAGGCAAUAUGGAAGUCAUGAUUGAAUCUGGGAUUAAUUGGAUGUUCUUUGCACUCAAAAAUCGAGAAUGUAAGUCAUAUGGUUGCAGUCCGCAGUAGAUGAAUGUGUAAUUAUUCUUUC